AUGGAGAUGCCCAGACCGAAGCCCUCCAACCUCCUUCUGAGCAAUAUUCUGGUGCGCCUCUUCUCUUUCGGUGUUCUCGUGCUCCUCGCUCGUUUGGCUUACGUCAUCACCGUCAAGGGUCGAUCUUGUGAAUCCCUUGACUUCUGCUUCUUCCCUCAGUCCAUCAAAUCCAAUAUCGCAACGUCCACCACUAUCACCUCAGCCGCCGCUGUCGUUGCUGCCGCAAACAUCUCCGCCGUUCCUUCCGCCCGCCUGAAAACCUAUUAUUCCUCCAUUUUCCUAGACCUAAUUGCUCAAGGCUUCCUAUCGCUAAAUUCAAAAUCUCUCUGUAUUGGGGGCAUUACAGGAGAAGAAAUUAUUGCGUUGAAAGAGAUUGGAGUGUUCAAUUCUGCUAGGAUUUCGUUGAAGAAAUCGUCUCGGCCGUUUAUACGAUUCAAGAAUCAGACAUUUGGUUUCGUGUUUACAAGUACCGCCGGACUGGAUGAGGCGGCGAAGCCGGUGGAGUUUGCUUUGGAAGUUUACAGGAUCCUAAAGCGCGGCGGUUUCUUCGUUGUCCAUACGGAAUCAGCCAAUGAUGGGUACAGUUUCGCCUCUUUGCUUCAAUUAUUCGAUUCUUUUACAAUGAUUAAAUCGAGCGAAGUUGAUGGUUUCGAUUCAUCAUCUCCAUUGAUUCAUGAAAUCAUCUUCAAGAAGGAAAAUGGGGUUUUCAGAUUCAAUGAAAAUGAACAGUUCUUGAAUGGUGAUUCAGUGAGUAAAUGCUCUGUUCCAAGCUAUAAGCGUAAAUUGAUAAAAAAUGCAGAGCCAUUAAUUAGAGAAGAGCCAUUGAAACCUUGGAUUACAUUCAAAAGGAAUAUAAAGAAUGUGAAAUAUCUGCCAUCCAUGGUUGAUAUAAGCUUUAGGAAUCAAUACAGGUAUGUGGCCGUUGGAGCAAAGAGUUAUGGUUUGAGUAUUGGUAGUUGGUUUAAGAGACGGUAUCCUAAACAGGAUAAGCCCUUCGAAAUUUAUGCUAUUGAGGCCAAUAGUACUUUCCAUGAUGAGUAUAGAUUCAAGAAAGGGGUGACCCUUUUGCCGUAUGCAGCUUGGAUAAGGAACGAAACAUUGUUUUUUGAGAUCAAACGAGAGGCUAGUUUGACGAAUGGAAAAAGGGUUCGAGGGACAGGGAGGAAUCAAGCUGUGCAGUCUUCCAGUAAUUUUGUGAAUGUCUUCAAUAAGAUCCAAGGAUUCGAUUUUGCAGCGUGGUUGAAGAGUGUGGUGAAAGAGAGGGAUUAUGUGGUUGUGAAGAUGGACGUGGAAGGGACGGAGUUCCAUUUGGUUCCAAGAUUGAUUGAGACAGGAGCCAUUUGUUUGAUCGAUGAGAUGUUUCUUGAAUGCCAUUACAACAGAUGGCAGAGAUGUUGCCCAGAAAAGAGGAGUCCCAAGUAUUCAAACACAUAUGCUCAAUGCUUGGAAUUGUAUUCGUCUCUCCGAGAGAACGGAGUUCUUGUGCACCAGUGGUGGUGA
Molecule: messenger RNA, 1500 nt
Organism: Fraxinus pennsylvanica
Lineage: Eukaryota; Viridiplantae; Streptophyta; Magnoliopsida; Lamiales; Oleaceae
Source: the annotation of a GenBank genome assembly